Desarmillaria tabescens is the source of this 1136-nucleotide messenger RNA. Its product is annotated as eukaryotic mitochondrial regulator protein-domain-containing protein. NCBI's taxonomy places the organism in Eukaryota, Fungi, Basidiomycota, Agaricomycetes, Agaricales, Physalacriaceae. Gene Ontology annotation, biological process: mitochondrial translation. The transcript is spliced from 3 exons. Gene Ontology annotation, molecular function: structural constituent of ribosome. Gene Ontology annotation, cellular component: mitochondrial small ribosomal subunit. The coding region runs from base 188 to 775 and encodes 195 amino acids. The record is from RefSeq and is a predicted model, not a curated record.
CCUUUAUCGACAUUUUGCCUUUCGAUGCACACGACCGUCCCUUAUCGGUGCCCGACCCAGUCUGCGGCGUAACUUGUCAUCCUCUGCCAUCCGUUUUGUAGAUGAUGUUGGAGGCUCAACUAGCAUCCCUGACUCGGCUGAAACCGUAAAGGAACUCGCUGACGUUGAAGAUGGUGAUCUUUCUUCUAUGUCUGAAGAGGAGCGUUUGCUGCUGGAGGCAGAGGAGGAAGGCAUCCAGUCUGAGGAUGCCUUGGCUGAGCAGUCUGAGGAUGCUGCAGAAACGAUAACGGAGGAGAUGGAUGAAUUCGAGGGAGAGCCAGAGGAGGAUGAAAGGCAGUCCGGCCAACCAAAGUCGUACGCUGCAUUCAUGGAGAAAAUGGGAGGGCGGUUUAAAACAGCUAAUGAGCUAAAGUGGCUUGGUGGCGAUAUCCCAUUUCCAAUGAAUCGUUCGUUCAAACCUCCCCCGCCUCUUUCCGAUAGUCAUAGGUCAAUCAUCUACGAGGAGUACAUGAAAGACCCUGUGAAGAACAACGUGAGAGAGCUAGCACAGCGCCACCACCUUAGUCUGGGUCGCGUCGACGCUAUUCUCAGGUUAAAGGGGAUGGAACACGCUUGGGUCAAGUCUUUAAGACACCUACAUGGUUAUAUUUUUUUAAUUUCUCCUGAAACCUCUCCUUCCUUCUAUGAUCACCAUCACUUACUGUUCUCUCUAGGUGAAAGCAUCACUUAUGCCUGUCUUUUCGUACUGACAUCAGGCCUCUUACCACGUUUCUAGGAAGUAAGUUCAGUCCAUAUUGUUCUCGUCGAUGACGAAACUUUCUAUUCAUUCGCGAAAUGUAAGACCGGCUGUGGUGCCUUACAUCGCCCAGUCAAUGGUUAUAACGAUUUCAACCCCAUCUGAUUGAAUUACUUUUAAUGGUCUUCGAACGGCGCUAACCAUUGGUCCCAGGGUAAAACUCUUCAGACCGGUUUUCGCAUCGGCAUGGAGAAGCUUGUAUCUGUCCGUGACAGUAGGCGACGGAUACCAACUAGAGAGGACGCCAACGAAGCCGAUGAAAUUGAGGAGGAGCCUGGACGUCAGGCUGCAAGAGACCGGUAUGAGCGACACUAUUGGGAGUCUCUAAUGGAAGAUGCGG